CGUCAUCUUCACCCACAGCACCCUUUGUGUCAAGCUGGUGCUGAUCCCCCUUCUCACCAAUUGUAUUGAUUGAAGGGUGUAACUCACAGCACGCCUUGGGGUUUCAGACGAGAACUGGAACAAGCAUGGCUUCGGAGUCAAGCACUGAGAAGUUUCCGAGCACGCAGAAUACGCAAUAUGAUAAGAUUGGGACGAAGUAUAAUUAUAUGCAUGAACUUCCUGCUGUGCAACCUGAAAAACCGUCGGUUGUAGCGGCGGUGGGAGGUAUUAAGGGAUUACGUUGUCUGGACCUAGCAUGCGGCACAGGCCGCUACACUCACCUCCUCCACACCCUAGGCGCAUCCUCCGUUCACGGCUACGACAUUUCCUCCACCAUGAUCUCUGGCGCAAAAACCACAUACCCACCCUCCUCAUACCCAGCUCUCCACUUCGCUGUCGCUGACUGUAGCAAGCCGCUAGACCCAAAGCCAGAACCCUUCGAUCUCAUCUUCGCAGGCUGGUUUCUCAACUAUGCAGGGACGCAGGAAGAACUAGUUUCCAUGUUCCGUGUCAUUGGAGAAAAUUUGAAACCAGACGGAAGAUUUGUGGGAAUUACAACGAACGUGAAUGACCCUAAGAUGAAGGAACCAAAGAUGGAUUUUUAUGGGCUGGAUAUUUUGGUGUUGGAUCCUGAGUACAAGGAGCCGGGAGGGAGUGGGGAAGACCUUGGGAUUACAGCAAGGGUGGUCGCGCAUACCGAGUUUGCCAUUCAAUUCGAUGUGUUUCAGUUCAAGAAAGAUGUUUAUGAGAGAUGUGCGGCGAAGGCGGGAUUGAGGUUGAAAUGGAGUGAUCCUGUUGUGCCUGAUGAUGAGAGGAUGGCGACGCAGUAUUGGGCGCGGUGGUUAGAGCGCCCGACAUUCGUCGUUGUGGAAGCAGUAAGGACAUAA
This is a messenger RNA of Lindgomyces ingoldianus, 926 nucleotides long. RefSeq names its product S-adenosyl-L-methionine-dependent methyltransferase. The transcript has 2 exons. The record is from RefSeq and is a predicted model, not a curated record. The coding region runs from base 126 to 926 and encodes 266 amino acids. Lineage: Eukaryota; Fungi; Ascomycota; Dothideomycetes; Pleosporales; Lindgomycetaceae.